AUGCAUGUCUCUCACCCAUCCAUCUCAACUUCCCGGACCCUGUCCCAGGAUGCGGACCGUCCUUCUACCAGAGCAUCCAAUGACCCCCCGGAACAUAUGGUCCAUGUGCGGUCUCGGUCGACCGCGCAUGCUCAUAGUCCCAAACGCCGAUCUGUCUUUAGUGGCCGCUCCCGGAGCAAUACCACCACGUCGACCACCUCCUCACGUCGCUCUCCUGCUUCCUCCAUGACCUCCGCCGACACAGCCUCGUUGCCUUCCUCGCAAGAGGAACGAGCGAGCUCUGCGGCAGGCAUCCGCAGCGAGCGUCAUGAAAGCAUGACCAAGUCGCUCUUUAACCGCGGCAGCCGCAUACUGCGGCGGCAGGGAAGCAAAUUUAGCAUCGCCGCCACCGUUGACGAGGAAGAUGAGAUGGAGCGGGAGAAGUCUCGUUUCGAGGUCUUCGGCCGUCACCAAAAGUCACGACAAAGUUAUGCCCAUGAUAAUUUGAAGAGCCUUAUCUCUGACCCCUUUGAUUUCCACCAUUUGACUCACACAAGUCCAUCCCAUUUCCAGGCUUUGGAAAGAGCUCCUGAAACUGAUCUGGUCACCGAAUUCUCCGCAAUCCGGGCCUCGCAGAGGCCAGUCACGGGCCUCAAGGGUAUUCGAGCAGAUGACCUCCACUUCCGUGACUUCUCGUCCGAGGAUUUCACCAAUUGUGGGACAGCCAUUGUGGGAGAUCUCCCUGAUCCAGUUGCAACCAGCCCCCCAGCAUCGCUGGGCGCCGUGUCGCCUUCAUCGGCGGGCGCUAGGAGCCCCAAGGAUACUACUAAACUCCCAAGGGAGUCCCGUGUUUUUGAGAACUUCUCCCGUCCGGUAUCACGAUAUCCAAGGUUUGGGGAGUCAACUACCCCGCCGCCGAGAGCCACUUCGCCGCGACUGGCAGCCUCGCCUGAAAUUCCUGAGCCGGCUCCUCGAGCCAUCGAUGAAAUUCUAGGUCUAUCCUCCCAGCAGACAUACCCCGAACAUGUGUAUUCUCACGAUGACGAUGUACAACCCGACUCCUCCUUUGCAAACAUGAGCAUUGAGGCCAUGUUCCCAACAGUUGUAGACCAUACUAUUUCUUCCGGUCCCGCCAAGGAUACUGCCGACGCCACUAGGGUCUCGUCCCUGUCGUUCACCAACAUGUCCUCUGAUCUAGACGACGUUCCUGAAGAAGAGGAGGCGACCCAUUGGCAUGACAGCCCUGUGUCGCAUGCGGAGAACGUUGCCUCGCGUGUCCAGUCUCCAUCCAGCUCCCUGCUCACUGGGACACAAUCUGCCUUUGUAGCUCGUUCUAAGUCUCAAUUGUCGAUCUACGUAGCCGAAGAAUUGUCGAAGAAAUUUUCCGAAGCCCUCGGGUCCCCCACUCUUCCUCAAUACUGCAUGGGCUCCGACAUAUCCCGAAGAGGCCAAGAAGCGAGGGAAAUACCUCAGAGGCGACCCUCCAUCCGACUCGGGCACACCUACGAGACCAUCCAUGAAUCCUGGGAUGCCGACAUUGACUAUUGCUAUGAGCAUGCGGCAGAAUCGAACUCGAACUUCGACUGGGCUCAUAAUUCGCUUGAUGAGCCUCGUAGUGGGAAGAUAGGGAUUCCAGCCACCACACUGGAUCCCAGAAAUUCACCGGAACGUGGCCAGGGCCGCCGUCUUCUUCCAUCAGUGCACCUGUCGUGCACGCUGCCUUCCCCAGAUCUGGACCCCAGCCCGCCUCGUUUUCAACCCAGAGACGGCGAGUGUUUUCAACCGGUCAGCUCUUCGAUAUUCCCAUCAACCUUAGGAAAGCAUGUGACCCAGGACACGCUCUAUGAAGAGUAUCUGUCGGCGGAUGCAGAGUCAGACCGACAUUUCUCAUUUUGCUCGCAAGGUGUGAUCCAGCCAAUGGAACAUCACGUCUCUCCUCGAAGUAGUUUUUCUCCCAUCAGCAAGUGUAACUCGCAGGAGAGUCUGAUUUUAUCUCGUGCUGCAUCGAUCGUCCGCAAACAUCGUUCAUCCGUUUCCACAGCGAGUGUUCCAGAACUAGUGCACAGCCUGGCCAACAGCCGAGAGCUACCCUUGACGGACCAGAUUCAUUCCGGGGAGUAUCCCGUGCCAUCUGGCCCACCAUCCGUGUCGGGACUCGCACGGGCAGACUCGACCUCCCACCAUCGACAGACGAUGAGUCUAGCCCGAGAAAUCGAAUACCAAGUUUUCAGUCGGGCCGACAACGCAGGGCACAAGGUGGAGCUGGCGCCUUCUCCCAGUCCGUCUAUCCAUGAUCGGGCCAAAUCUACGUCCGAUGUGGAGGCAGCCCCCUUAGUCUCGAAGGCUGUAAAGGAUGAAGCCUCCUUUAGAGGUGCCCAGCGGAGAAAGGGCAGAACAACGUCCUACUCUCUUUUCCCCUCUACAGUGGCCAAUUAA
Molecule: messenger RNA, 2415 nt
Organism: Aspergillus tanneri
Lineage: Eukaryota; Fungi; Ascomycota; Eurotiomycetes; Eurotiales; Aspergillaceae
Exons: 2
Coding region: 1-2415 (804 amino acids)
Source: RefSeq, a predicted model, not a curated record